Eucalyptus grandis is the source of this 756-nucleotide messenger RNA. RefSeq names its product NAC domain-containing protein 90. The transcript has 3 exons. Lineage: Eukaryota; Viridiplantae; Streptophyta; Magnoliopsida; Myrtales; Myrtaceae. The record is from RefSeq and is a predicted model, not a curated record. Gene Ontology annotation, molecular function: DNA binding. Gene Ontology annotation, biological process: regulation of DNA-templated transcription. Bases 1 to 756 code for a protein of 251 amino acids.
AUGAUGGAGGAUCAUCCGACAGGCUUCAGGUUCUAUCCAACUGAGGAGGAGCUCAUCUCUUUCUAUUUGCACAAUCAGCUCCAGGGCUCAUUGCAAGACCAGCUCCGCCGGAUCAUUCCGGUCCUCGACAUAUAUGCCACCGAGCCAUGGAACCUCCCAGAGCUUUCUGGAGAGCUGUGCCGAGAAGACAAAGAGCAGUGGUUCUUCUUCGCUCCGAUGCAGGAGAGAGAAGCCAGAGGAGGGAGACCGAGCAGAAGCACGGCGGUGGGUUAUUGGAAGGCGACCGGCUCGCCCGGUUAUGUCCACUCGUCGGAUAACAAAGCGAUUGGGAUGAAGAAGUCCAUGGUCUUCUACGUGGGAAAAGCUCCGACAGGAAGAAAAACCAAAUGGAAAUUGAACGAGUAUAGAGCCAUAGAAAUGAUCUCGCCUCCCAAUUCCAAUACACCAAGUUCUAGUAUGCCCGUGUUUAGGUUAAGGCAGGAGUUCGCGUUGUGCCGAGUGUAUGUUGUGUCCGGGAGCUCCCGAGCAUUUGAUCGUCGCCCAUUAGAGUUGAUGGUUGCAGAGACAAUACAAGGUGGAGAUGAUGGAAGUGGGAGCGGCAGCGGCGGCGGCAAUGGCAGAUUGGCGUCAUCAUCAAGAUCAGUGGUAGAAAAUAAUGCUGGAGGUUCCAGUUACACGGAGACGACUAGUAUGGAAACAGAAGAACCUAUAUGGGAUUGGGAACCUAUAUGGGAUUCGGAACCAUUUUGGUUUUAG